Messenger RNA from Cynara cardunculus var. scolymus (artichoke), 4550 nucleotides. RefSeq lists its product as uncharacterized. Bases 67 to 2178 code for a protein of 703 amino acids. The record is from RefSeq and is a predicted model, not a curated record. NCBI's taxonomy places the organism in Eukaryota, Viridiplantae, Streptophyta, Magnoliopsida, Asterales, Asteraceae. The transcript has a single exon.
CCUCUUCCUCCAUGAGCGUUGUUUGAGUUGUGGAGAGAGAAACUCUUUGUUUUAGUGAGAGAAACUAUGGACCCCCAUAGCUUCAUAGCUCGGGCGGAGGCGCAACGGUGGCUUGGUAUCGCCGAGAAGUUGCUCAUGGGACACGACCUUGUGGGCUCCAAGACAUUUGCGAUCCGAGCUMGAGAKUCCGACCCCAGACUUGAAGCUGCUGAYCAGAUCCUAGCAAUUGCAGAUACGCUCCUCGCCGCCGAGAAACGRGUCRUSGGAAACAACGGAGCUCAGCAGCCGGAUUUCUACGCGAUUCUCCAGCUCGUCCGGUUUGUUCAGGACACGGAGCACAUCGCGUCGCAGUACCGGCGUUUGGCUGUCAUGUUAAACCCUCAUCAAAACAGGUUCCCUUACUCCGAUCAAGCGUUUCAGCUAGUGAAUGAUGCUUGGGGCGUGUUGUCGAACCCUUUGAGAAAGUCUCUGUAUGAUGCGGACCUUGAUUUUCCGCAGCAGCAGCAGAUGAACCAUAUAGGGUUUAACCUCGAACAGCAUCACCACCAACAGCAUCAACAUCAUCACCAACAGCAGCAUCAACAUAAUUUUUUUUCACUGAAUCAUAUGGGGUCGGGUCACGAGCAGGAAUUGGCCGAGCCGCCGCAGACAUUUCAAACUAGGUUACAACGGAGUCAUCAACAGCAGCAACUGCAACAGCACAAUUUUCUAUCACAACCAAAUCCAGUUAGGCCAGUGCCUGUUCGUGAGCAGGAGCAUCUGUUUCAGCAACGCGAGCAGGAACAACUGUUUCAACCGCAGGUACAGCCGUUCCAAAUUACGUCCACACCGCAGCAACAAACUCGACCAUCACCACAACCUCCUCAGCCGCAGCCACCUAUGCGACAGCCGACUCCGCCUCCUCCUGCAGCACCACCACAACCCCCAUUGUCUUGGCCACAAUCGCCCCCACCAUCUCAGCCACAUUCGCAGCCGCCCCAGGCACAACCACAACCGCGGCAGCAGCAGAUGCCUCUACAGCCACCGCCACAACCACAAGCGCCAUUACCUCCACCACAAGUCCCACCACCACCGCAAACACAAACGCCACCACCACCGCAAACACAAGCCCCACCACCGGUGCAAAUACAAGCCCCACCGCCGCCGCCGCAACCUUUGCAGCCACAGCAACAGCGGCAGCCGCAGCAGGAACGAGAGCAACAAGAGGAAGAGCCGCUGGAACAAAAUGCUACCCCAGUCCAGCUUCCUAGUCAGGUUAAUAGUAACAAUGGUGUAAGGGAGGAAGAAAUAGAGAGAGAAACCGAGGCUGCUUCAGAGAAUAUCGAUGAGUCUCCUACGUUUUGGACUGCGUGUCCUUACUGUUUAUACAUGUAUGAAUAUCCUAGGGUUUAUGCGGAGUGUACCCUCCGUUGUGACAACUGUAAAAGGGCAUUUCAGGCCGUGCCAAUUCCCUCUCCCCCACCUAUAAUCGAAGGCCAGGAAGCCUAUUUCUGUUGUUGGGGGUCCUUCCCUUUAGGAGUUUCGAUAUCACAUCUGGAGAAGAACAAGGGUACGGGUAUAAACUCAAAUUGGACACCCUUUUCACCUUUUAAUGAGGUCUCAAGGAAUGUUCAGGACAAUUUAAACGAUAGCAUGGCCAAGAAAAGUAGAAGUUGGGGGCCACGUAUCUACAUAGACGAUGUUACUGAUGAUAUCUUUACUGGAAUCUCUGAACCUAGUGAUGAUUCUGAUGUUGAAUGGCGUAGUGCCAAGAAAAAGAAGGCCAAAAGGAUGAAGAAGGAUCUGGGUGAAAAAAGGAGAGCCAAAGGUCUAUCCGUCAGGGUGAAGGAUGCUAGAAACAGGAUGGGCAAGAAUCUGCAAAACAGUAUUACAGUGCAAGAGGGUGAGGGGGCAUCUACUGUGCCUAUGGCAGAGAGUAGCAAAAAACCAGUGGCGAGUAACCCAAGAAGACAAUCAGGUCGGGUUGCAAAAGAGUUGGGAAAGUUGGAUUUGAAUGUGGAAUUCAACAAUAAUGAAGGAGAAGAACCUGCUCCACGGAUGGCUGCUGGGAAUCGGGGGCAUGGGCAGGGAGAGGAAGACAACAUUGAAGGUAUCGGGUUCUUUGAAGGACUUGACGAAUUCCUUAGUAGUUUGCCAAUACUAUCUGUUGUGAAUGAUGAUAAGGGUAAGGCUGCUUAGUGAUGAGGUAAGACUCUUUUCUUGUUGUAGCUGUAGCUUGUAGUAGCUGUCGUAGUAUUAUCAAAUAAUGAACAAUGUAGAGUAGUUUGGUAGAUUUCUUAAUGUUAAUGCUAUUGCUACAAUCAGUUGUGAUGUAUAUCUGGCUGCAAAAUAUCAUUUACAGCCUCUUUGCUGUUUUUCAAGAGUUGGAAACCUUGCAUUCUCCAUCUUUAGCUUUACCUGCUUCAUGUGUGUACAAAUCCGACAAUUAUAUGGUGUUGGAUAAGGUCGAUAUCUAUUGCACGGUGAAUGGUGAUUAAGUCCUCACUUUUUCUAUUUGUCAAGUUAUUGCACCUUUCAGAAUUUUCAUCCUAGGUUGACACCGAUUAUAGUCUAUUAAGUUUGCAGCAACUGGUGGAUCCCUUUUCAUGCUCGUCAAGUUGCUUUGCUUUAAAAAAAUUCCAUGCUUGGUCUAGAAAUGAUCAUCUUUAACUUUCCAUUGUUGUAUGUCCAUCCUCUUGAACCAGAGGAAUGCAUUACAGUUUUGUUUCAAGUUUCAACUUUCUUGUUAGAACAUGGAGCUUUUGCUUAAUGAAUGCUAUGAUCAUUAUGAUCAUUCAUGUUUCUCAAAAUUCAUCUUUUUUCUUUUAAGUUCAUCUAUUGCAAAUUCUCUCUAUGUUUUGUUUCUCAAAAUCCAAACAUUUUUGCUUAUGAAUCACCACUUGCCUUAACAUCUUCCCUAUGUCAACGUCUAUUAAGACGGCUGAUGAUUGGUCUGUUACAACCAUACAAUUGUCUUAUGAUCGUGCUUUUUGGGCUUCACUGGAUUUCAAGGCAGCAUAAAUUCUCAGCACUUUAAAUUCUUCAAUCUUUUAUCAAUAGGAUUUCUUAUGUGGUUUCUUUGUAUUCACUUAAGCAUUAGGUUCCACUCAAGUAUCAGCAACCUACCCAAUAUCUUUACAUCUGUACCAACACUUUAUAUACAGAUUAGAGAAGGCAAUUCUUUUGUGCACCUUUUGCUUUGUUUUUCUGUCGGGGCUUAUUAAGAGAUGAAUUAGUUCUGCAAGAUUUGAUAGUUGUUGGCUAUUCCAUGUUAUGUAUGUUUUCCAAACUCAAUUUUGCAUUAAGAACCUCCAUGCUUCUUUGGCUACAUAGGUUAUCAUGGAUUACGUGGGCUGUAAAUCCUUUGUAUAUCCUUCUACUUGUUUGUGUUGCCGUCUUAUUGGAACGAGAGUAACAUAUUAUAUAAAUAUACUGCACUUAUUCCGUAUUCAGGUCAUUGGAUAUCCAAAUCUGUCUUCCUUCUUUGAAAAUUCAAAUCCUUCUAAAUUUUGUGCAUACAGAAUAUAGGAGGAAGCUCCUGUAUUUUUCUUCUAGCUAGAUCUAAGGUUUUUGGCUUGGCUCACAAAUCACAAGAUACAGAAAUGCUAGUGCUUUGGAAUCAUAACUUAGCCUUUUGUUUUCUUUAAAAGGUUUACCUUUGAUCUUGAAUGUUACAAAGCAAAACUUCAUAUCAUUCUAGAAUGAUGCAUUAUAUAUUGUUAACUAUGGUUUUGGAACAUGGCCACAUAUUGACAUCUUGCAAGUCACCAUAGAAACCAAGACACCAUGUUUCCUUAUUUAAGUUGUCAUGAUUUAAAUGUUGAUUUUAUAUUGAUGAAGGGAAAAUAAAGAUAACGUCGCAAUAGACGUUAGAGCGCAUGUUUCUUAUUUAAGUUCUCAUGGUUGAAAUGUUGAAUUUGAAGUUGGAACUGAUCUAGCCUGAUGCUCGUGUUGCUGCAUCCUUUGCAUUCUAUGUCACAUAUUGUAGCAUAUCCACUUGUUCAAUGACUAGCUUAUCUCCGGGUCUUUACUACUGUAGUCAAAACCUUAAUGAAACUCACUUGAAGGCUAAAAUUAAGUAUAACUGUAAGGAUGAGUAUGUAUAUGACUCAUAUGAGUGAAGGCCUAUCUGUAAACAUGCUGUAAAGGUUCGACCUUUAGUCGAUCUUUUACUUCCUUGAUAGUGUGUAUAUUUUAUUCUUAUGAUCUUCCCUGAUCUUAGACAAAGAAAACAUGUAUCACACAUUCACACUACGAUGUCUUGCUUGUUUGGUUGGUUGGUUUGGUUGACAUGACUUCUGCAUGAUACGAACAGGUUUGGGAUUAGUAUUCCAGGAGAAGAACAAAGAAAGGGUAAAUGGGUCUUUUAAGUAAGUAAAGCAAGUAGAGUCAAUAGUUGCUGAUAUCAAGAGUGCAAGUGGUGGCAACAGUUGAGGAGGAAUCGUGUCACUGUAAGAGAGAGUGAAGGGUCAGUUGGGAGGGUGGUUAUUCUGUAAAAACUCAUUGUAAGGAGAUCCCAACUUCUCGAACUGUUGGGAAAGCAUUCAAUAAAACUUAAUCAAUUGUCCAAU